Messenger RNA from Mus musculus (house mouse), 3828 nucleotides. RefSeq names its product tubulin, alpha 4A (gene Tuba4a). Bases 1879 to 3180 code for a protein of 433 amino acids. Gene Ontology annotation, molecular function: structural constituent of cytoskeleton; protein kinase binding; GTP binding. Gene Ontology annotation, biological process: microtubule-based process. The record is from RefSeq and is a predicted model, not a curated record. The transcript is spliced from 4 exons. NCBI's taxonomy places the organism in Eukaryota, Metazoa, Chordata, Mammalia, Rodentia, Muridae. Gene Ontology annotation, cellular component: microtubule cytoskeleton; microtubule; cilium.
UUUUCCUAUGCCAAACACCAUGAAGAUCCAAACAAAACCUUUCUUCUUCUGUUUGUUUGCUUUUUGCAGUUCUAGGGUCUGAACACAGGGCCUUGUACAUACCUAGCAAGCUCUCUACCACUACGCCGUACCCCCUAGCAGAAUAAAACAUUUCAGAGAGGGACUUUGGUCUAUCAGCUGCUCAAUUGCAACUCCCUGAGGGCCCCAUCUCUGAAGUACAACAGUUCAUUGAAUGAAUACAUGCUUAUCAAAUGUCCCAAGUACCAUACUAAAAACCAGGGACCCAAAGAAGGACGCAGCAUAGUCCUUGCCUUGGCUCAUAAGCUACAGCACAUACAGGUGUGCUGUGCAUAUACUAAGUGUGAGUGGAAGCUGUGGGGGCUCAGGUGGCUCCUUAUACAUUGCUCUGCUAGCCUUGUACACAAUCCUGUGCCUGUCUGACCUCAAGACUGAAGUGGUUACCUCAGUUUUACAAAGAACGGAAUCUGAAGGCCAAACAGGUUUAGAGUUUUGCCUAAUUGUUCAGAUCUUUUUCUAUCCCUUGUGCCGUGUGGGUUCAUAGGAAACGAGAAGAUCUUCAGAGUGGCCACUGUGUCCUGUGAUCAUCAAGACUCAUUCCUUUGCACAGACCAUGACCCAUGAUUGCAAGCGGCUUAACCAAAUGUCCGUGUCCAUUUUCUUUUUACAGAGGAGACCCUCUCCCAACCAUGGUGCUAGGGAUCAAACCCAGAACUUCACAAAUGAUGACAGCAUGCUACCAACCGAACUACACACUCAGCCUCUCCCAACGAAAUUCUCCUAACCAGAUGUCAAGGACUAGAAAGAGAUCUUGUGAAAUGUAUUGUAUUCUUUUCUAUGACUUCUCUUAAGUCAAAUGCCACUAGCUACUUUGUUGAUAGAACGUCUGCCAUUGCUGUAUAUAUUUCGGCCUUGUGUUAUGCUGACAAACAGCUCUGUCCCUAAGAAGAGAAUGGAAGCCCAUGCUGGUGAAAUCUUUUUCAAGUGAUGACUACCUUAGGAGUCAGAAUUUUUAUGGCCAUGAAAACCAGCACCUGGGCUCCUCCUGAGGGAUUUUUUUUCCGGUGGGGGUGAUGUAUGUCUGAGAAAGCAGAAAUAGUUUUUAGAAAGGCCUGUCCUAGUACGAAAUGGAAAUAAAACGUAGAAAGGAGGUAUCUCUUCGACUGUACAAGCCAAGAACUCAGUGACACUAAGUCACUUGCCCAAGGUUGCAUAAGGCCGACCGGAUGCUGUUCCAGAGGCUCCAGGUUCUGUGCUCCACCGCAGCAGGUAGGUGGUCGAGGCGGGGAGCUAACUAAUAGUGACGGCGCUAAUGACGGAGCCUCUGACCAGCGAGUGGCCUGGCCGGUGAAAGGUGGCAGAUUCUCGCGUCGGCCCUCACAGAUUGGCUGCGCCGCUCGGCUUUGAGGGAUAGUCUACCGGAUCGGCACCCUGGGGCUCAGGCUCUGUAGUUCUAGGUCCUCGGCCUCCUACAGGUGUGGGCGAAAGCCUACCAACUCGGCCGGGGACCAGCAGGCGGCGGUCUGCUGUAAGGGGGUCUCGGGCGACCAGUCCCAGCUGCCCAACCCGCCCGAGCCCGGGAGGCGACGCUGGGAGGACAGCGGAGAAGGCCGGGGACAGCCGCUUUUGAAGGAUUGCUUGAGCUUCAUCCGCCCUAAAUCGGAAUACCUGCACCAUGAGCGUCUACAUGACGCGGGUGCAUUCGAGACACGCUCCGCCACCGCACCCUGCGUCUCUGCUUCGGACCUUCGGAAUCCGGGACAUCGGCUCAAAACUAGGAACGAAUAUGGGCCGCUGCUUCUAAGCCAAACCCGACAGCGCGAGUGCAUUUCAGUCCAUGUGGGGCAGGCAGGUGUCCAGAUGGGCAAUGCCUGCUGGGAGCUCUACUGUCUGGAACAUGGGAUUCAGCCUGAUGGGCAGAUGCCCAGCGAUAAGACCAUUGGUGGAGGGGACGACUCCUUCACCACCUUCUUCUGUGAAACUGGAGCUGGAAAACAUGUGCCUCGGGCAGUCUUUGUGGACCUGGAGCCUACUGUAAUCGAUGAGAUCCGAAAUGGCCCAUACCGUCAGCUCUUCCACCCAGAGCAGCUUAUCACUGGGAAAGAAGAUGCAGCCAACAACUAUGCCCGUGGUCAUUACACCAUUGGCAAGGAGAUCAUCGACCCAGUGCUGGACCGGAUCCGCAAGCUGUCUGAUCAGUGCACAGGACUUCAGGGCUUCCUAGUAUUCCACAGCUUUGGAGGGGGCACCGGCUCUGGCUUCACCUCUCUGCUGAUGGAGCGGCUUUCUGUUGACUAUGGCAAAAAGUCCAAGCUGGAAUUCUCCAUCUACCCAGCCCCCCAAGUGUCCACGGCUGUAGUGGAGCCCUACAACUCCAUCCUGACCACCCAUACCACCCUGGAACACUCAGACUGUGCCUUCAUGGUGGACAACGAAGCCAUUUAUGAUAUCUGCCGCCGUAACCUAGAUAUUGAGCGUCCAACCUAUACCAACCUCAACCGCCUCAUCAGCCAAAUUGUCUCCUCCAUCACAGCUUCCUUGCGCUUUGAUGGGGCCCUCAAUGUGGACCUGACAGAGUUCCAGACCAACCUGGUGCCCUACCCUCGCAUCCACUUCCCCUUGGCUACCUAUGCACCAGUCAUUUCUGCAGAGAAGGCCUACCAUGAGCAGCUGUCAGUGGCAGAGAUCACCAAUGCCUGUUUUGAGCCUGCCAACCAGAUGGUGAAAUGUGACCCUCGGCACGGCAAGUACAUGGCCUGCUGCCUGCUGUACCGUGGAGAUGUGGUGCCCAAAGAUGUGAAUGCUGCCAUAGCUGCCAUCAAGACGAAGCGCAGCAUCCAGUUUGUGGACUGGUGCCCCACAGGCUUCAAGGUUGGCAUCAACUACCAACCACCCACUGUGGUGCCUGGGGGUGACCUGGCCAAGGUGCAGCGUGCUGUGUGCAUGCUGAGCAACACAACCGCCAUUGCUGAAGCCUGGGCCCGUCUGGACCACAAGUUUGACUUGAUGUAUGCCAAGAGGGCUUUUGUACACUGGUAUGUGGGUGAGGGAAUGGAGGAGGGGGAGUUCUCUGAGGCUCGAGAGGAUAUGGCUGCCCUGGAAAAAGAUUAUGAGGAAGUAGGCAUCGACUCCUAUGAGGACGAGGAUGAGGGAGAAGAGUAGACCGCUACUUGGAGCCUGUUCACUGUGUUUAUUGCAAAAUCCUUUCGAAAUAAACAGUCUCCUUGCAUGGUUUCUUGUCCCCUUUGUAACUGCUUGAGCCUCUGCUUGUCCCCCUUUCUGCUUUGGCUGCUACCUCCCGCUAUUGGCCGCUUGUGACCUUUUAAUUUUACCUUCACAUGGCUGACAGUGAGACUUGCCAAGGGGGCCCCAUAUUGAGCCCCAGAAAGCAGGAACCCAAGGACUUCAAUGUAAGGUCCUAAGGACUCGCAGAAUAGGAAAGAAACAAGGACCAAACCCUGGACCUGUCUGUCUAGCUACAAGCUAUUGCAAGAUACAAGUCUUCACUUUCUGAAAUAUCUGAUAGUCUGUGUUGGAUGAUUGGACUACUUUAUUCUUCUUGCUGCUGCUUCACUCAACAGCUCUAGAAGGCUUGGCCCAGGCGUCAUUGAACACUGAGGAUUUGGGAAUGGGGGCUGGGCGGGCCCAAAGUUCCCGGGCAUACAGCCACCUCACAAACUUGGGGGAUGGGCAGGAACAAGGGCAAUCUAGUUGUUUGUGCCACAGCACCUCUGGCAGCUUUGCAUAGCUUGCUGUCUAUCUUGCUUUCUGGGGCUGGAGCCAUGCUAUUAAAAGUCAGGUCGUCUCCCC